Molecule: messenger RNA, 1973 nt
Organism: Westerdykella ornata
Lineage: Eukaryota; Fungi; Ascomycota; Dothideomycetes; Pleosporales; Sporormiaceae
Product: amino-acid permease inda1
Exons: 4
Coding region: 189-1850 (553 amino acids)
Biological process (GO): amino acid transmembrane transport
Cellular component (GO): membrane
Molecular function (GO): amino acid transmembrane transporter activity
Source: RefSeq, a predicted model, not a curated record
AUUCCUACUCUACUUAUAUCGGAGAGGUGGGAAUCCUACUCUUGUCCAACAUCCUCUUCCCGACAUAUCGCACUCCCCACUCGAGACUCCUCCAAAGGGCAUCGGUUCGUUGACCGACCCCAUCCUCCCAGAAAUUCGGUCACUGGACCACUCUCUCCUUAGCUUGCUUGCUUCGCAAAGCUGUUAACAUGAGCCACGCCGAUAUGGAUCCCGAGAAGGGUCGUGGGGUUCAUGAGAUGAGCACUGAGCACAGCUAUGAGCCGACUGACAUGAGAAAUGCCACGGUCGCCGGAACUGUGGGACAUGGCGGGUCGACGCAGAGAGGCUUGAAGUCGAGACAUAUUCAGUUUUUGGCCCUUGGAGGUGCUAUUGGAACUGGGUUGUUCGUUGGCUCAGGCGCAAUUCUCUCGCUCGUUGGACCUGCACCGUUGUUCAUGGCUUACCUGUCAAUGAUGAUUGUGGUGUACAACGUCAUGAACAACCUUGCCGAGAUCGUGACCUACUUGCCUAUGAGCGGCAUUACCAUUCCAUACUUCGUGAAACGAUUCGUAGACCCCAGUCUAGCUUUCGCGACAGGAUGGAACUAUUGGUACGCAUAUGCCAUCCUCGUGGCUGCUGAAGCGACUGCUGGUGCCAUCCUGCUAGGUUACUGGGAGACGCCAGUGCAUGAUGCAGUCUGGAUUACCAUAUUCCUCGUCGUGAUCCUGUUUCUCAACAUCGUGGCCGUCAGCGUCUUUGGGGAAGCCGAGUUCUGGUUCGCCAGCAUCAAGUUCAUCACCAUCAUAGGUCUCAUCAUCCUGGGUUUCGUCAUCAUGCUCGGCGGGUCUCCCAAUGACCAAGGAAGGCUAGGGUUCCGAUACUGGAACGACCCAGGAGCGUUCAAUCCCUACCUUGUUCCAGGAAAUACGGGCAGGUUCCUCGGCUACUGGACUGCCUUCGUCAAAGCUGGAUUCGCCUUCAUCACUUCUCCUGAACUGAUUGCUCUGGCGGCAGGCGAGACCGUCGCCCCUCGUCGCAAUAUCCCCAAGGCAGCAGGACGAUUCGUCUACCGGUUGGCAAUCUUCUACGGCUUCGGAUCCUUCAUCAUCGGUAUCAUCGUUCCCUACAAUGACGACCGCCUCCUUACACCCGAGUCCAACGCUUCAUCGUCUCCGUUUGUCAUCGGCAUUCAGCGCGCUGGUAUCCGCGGCCUGAACCACGUCAUCAACGCAGCCGUCCUGACGUCGGCCUGGUCCGCAGGCAACGCCUUCCUCUACUCCGGCUCCCGCGUCCUCUACGGCAUGGCCCUCAGCGGGGACGCACCCAAGAUCUUCGCAAGAACAAGUCGCACGGGUGUACCGUACGCCGCCGUCCUAGCGACAUGGACAAUCGGCCUUCUAUCGUUCCUCAACGUCUCCAACACGGGCGCUCAAGUCUUCACCUGGCUCUCCAACAUCAGCACCAUCUCGGGCUUCCUCGCGUGGAUCGUCUGCAUGAUCACCUACAUCCGCUUCCGCAAGGCCCUCACCCUCCAGAACCUCCUCCACACGCUCCCCUACCGCACCCCGUUCCAGCCGUAUCUCGUCUACUUCAUCCUGGGCCUCGUCAUCCUUCUCACCCUGACCAACGGCUUCCAGGUCUUCUUCCCCAAGAACUGGUCCGCAGCCAACUUCCUCGCGGCGUACAUCACGUUGCCCAUCUUCCUGGUGCUGUACAUCGGGCACAAGGUCUGGUUCCGGACGCCGUUUGCUAUCAAGCUGGAGGAUGUCGAUCUCGUGACGGGGAAGAAGGAGAUGGAUGAGCUGUGUGCGGCGGAUGUGGAGCCCGUGCCCAAGAAUUGGGUGCAGAGGAUAUGGUAUUGGAUUGCUUAGGGGGGUUUGUUCUGAGUUUUGCAUGGCGUUGUGAUUCUUUGAUUAUAUGGGCAUGCGGAGGGGUGGAGAUAUAGUGGUGCGCUGCAUGUUGGAUUGUCCAAGAUAAGAUAGACUCUUUAUCUG